Messenger RNA from Ochotona princeps (American pika), 951 nucleotides. RefSeq names its product olfactory receptor 52D1-like. Gene Ontology annotation, molecular function: olfactory receptor activity; G protein-coupled receptor activity. The record is from RefSeq and is a predicted model, not a curated record. Gene Ontology annotation, cellular component: membrane. Gene Ontology annotation, biological process: G protein-coupled receptor signaling pathway. The transcript has a single exon. Lineage: Eukaryota; Metazoa; Chordata; Mammalia; Lagomorpha; Ochotonidae. The coding region runs from base 1 to 951 and encodes 316 amino acids.
AUGCACUCGGCAUCUGUUGUCAAUGGCACUGCCUUUCACCCCUCCACGUUUAUUUUACUUGGAAUCCCUGGGAUGCAAGACAAGCAUGUUUGGAUUGCCAUCCCCUUCUGUUCCCUGUAUAUCCUUGCUCUGCUGGGCAAUGGCACCAUCCUCUACCUCAUCAUGAUGGACAGAGCUUUGCAUGAACCGAUGUACCUCUUCCUAUGCUUACUCUCCAUCACUGACCUGAUACUCUGUUCUACCACAUUGCCCAAAAUGCUAACUAUCUUCUGGCUCAGAUCGCACAAAAUUUCCUUCCAUGGCUGCCUCACUCAAAUGUUUUUUGUGCAUGCAGUCUUUGCGACAGAAUCAGCCAUUCUACUGGCCAUGGCUUUUGAUCGCUAUGUAGCUAUCUGCCGCCCACUGCAUUAUACAUCCAUCCUCAACGCCACCGUCAUUGGCAAGAUUGGUCUGGCAUGUGUGAUUCGUGGCCUUCUCUUUGUUUUUCCCUUCAUCAUCCUCAUUGAGCGCUUACCCUUCUGUGGACAUCACGUCAUUCCCCACACGUACUGUGAGCACAUGGGUAUAGCCAAGCUGGCCUGUGCCAGCAUCAAGCCCAACACCAUCUAUGGUCUCACUGUGGCACUUUCAGUGACUGGAAUGGAUGUGGUUCUCAUCGCCUCUUCCUAUGUCCUGAUCCUGCAGGCUGUGCUGCGGCUGCCCUCCAAGGAUGCACAAUUCCGAGCAUUUAGCACUUGUGGAGCCCAUAUUUGUGUAAUCCUUGUCUUCUAUAUUCCCGCCUUUUUUUCCUUUUUCACCCACCGUUUUGGUCACAGAGUACCUCCGCAGGUCCACAUUGUGCUUGCAAAUCUAUAUCUCCUGGUGCCUCCUGUUCUCAACCCUCUGGUCUAUGGCAUUAAUACCAAACAGAUUCGCCUGAAAAUAUUUAGCAUUUUUACAGGGAGGGGAUAA